Messenger RNA from Haliotis rubra (blacklip abalone), 947 nucleotides. RefSeq lists its product as uncharacterized. The transcript has 5 exons. Bases 132 to 947 code for a protein of 271 amino acids. Lineage: Eukaryota; Metazoa; Mollusca; Gastropoda; Lepetellida; Haliotidae. The record is from RefSeq and is a predicted model, not a curated record.
CAUUUCGUCGUCAAAUUUCCUCGUAACUCAAUGUCUUGAGGAGGAAAGAUUGCGAAGCGGCUGUCACUCAACACAGAGUACCCUGUCAGUCAGGCUUCACCAGCCACGCCUAUUUUACACUCGGAAUACCCAUGAGACAAAACCCGCUAGUCAACUUAAAGACGACGCUGUUGCUCGACAGUGGCAACAUGGCGGCCAAGUAUUGGCUUGGUAUUGCCAUCUGCUUGUCUGUCGUAUCCGAAUACAGCUGUCAGCGUACCUGCAGUCUGACUGCUGGCCGUCUACCAAUUUCUGUCGGAUACUGUACUGAUGAAGACGGCAACCGGAUAGCUGCAAAUCUUCAAUCCAGACUCCCCAGCCGCAGUACAUGCAGAGUUACCUGCCUUGAGGAUGCAGAGUUACGGUUCCUGAUCUGUGACGACGGGACAUGGCAUAUGACACCCAAUCUUUGCAAUGGUAUGGAGGAUGUCCAGCUGGUACCAAGACGACGUCAAAAACGUUGGCUCUGGAUACCAAUAUUAAUAAUAGGGUGGUGGGGAUCAAGACCAGGCCCUCCUCCAGACCGAUCUCCUCCAGUGGUCACCUGUCCAAUGGAUAUCCAUAAGUUCUCAGACCCAAUCCAAACAAGCACUAAGGUGUACUGGAACGACGACGAUGCGUCAGCCUACGACAACAAAGAUAGACAUGUUGCUGCCUGCCAGAGUAAUACCGACCGAACCCGGGUCGUCACGUCGUCUCUGCGUCUCCAGGCGGUAACUCUGCAUGUACUGCGGCUGGGGUCUGGGCCAGACUGCGGCUAUCGGCGCUGCGUGUUUCAUCGACGCGGUAACAUCCGGCCGGCGCCGAUCGAGUGCGCUGUUUGGGAAUGGUGUGAUUGCCUGCGGCUGGCGCGAAACGACGGCUUUGUGGCGUCGUACGUUGCAUUUGGUGACCGCGGUGAUGUUUGA